Messenger RNA from Xyrauchen texanus (razorback sucker), 2348 nucleotides. RefSeq names its product SET domain bifurcated histone lysine methyltransferase 2 (gene setdb2). Gene Ontology annotation, molecular function: histone H3K9 methyltransferase activity; DNA binding; protein binding. The coding region runs from base 293 to 2203 and encodes 636 amino acids. Gene Ontology annotation, biological process: heterochromatin organization; negative regulation of gene expression. The record is from RefSeq and is a predicted model, not a curated record. Gene Ontology annotation, cellular component: nucleus. The transcript has 11 exons. NCBI's taxonomy places the organism in Eukaryota, Metazoa, Chordata, Actinopteri, Cypriniformes, Catostomidae.
AAGUGAAUUGUGGGUGAUUCUCGUGUGGAUUUAAUGAAGUCUUAUACGUAAUACAUUUGGUAUUUUUAUACAGUUUGCAUCUACGUUUCUUCAUUUUGAUUAUGUUUUUAAUAUAUCGCUUGCAUCGUUUUGUUGCUAAGUAACGCAGUUGUGAGUUUCACUCAGAUUUUCAUUCGCGGUAUUGUUGUGUAGGUCUUCAAUCGUGAGAAUAUUCUUUCAAUUAUGUAAAUUAAUCUUUAUUGUGGUGUUUGAUCAAUCAUUUACUGCAGCAUAUAAUCGAUCAUACAGAGAGAUGAUCCAGAUGGAGUCAGAGAGAGCACAGAUCUUCUGGGAGGAUGUGGAUGUUGAUUCAGUGUUUGAUGAACUGCUGGAUUUACUGCAUCACUUGAGAGAAGCUAUAAGAACAAACACUGCCACAGACAAAGAGUAUGUUCAGGCGAUGAAGAUCAUUCUAGACUCUGAACUGACUGUGGAAAGGGCUGAUACCAUUGAAGAAGUGCUGAUCGAUGAAGAUAUACUGACAGUGACUGUGUCAGAGUCUCAGAGUCCUGACAGGUUGAGGAACGGUGUCGGGACAGAGGAAGUGCUCCAGAAGGACAGCUCAAGGAACUCGAAGGAUGAGUGGAGUUCAGACUACAGCCAGAUGUCAUCCGCCGGUCGACCUGAAGCCGUGUGUUCCUACGACCCGUCUGCGCUGCUGUCUCCUCUCAGCUUCUGUUCUGAAGAGCCCAAAUCACCCGCCACGCUCUUGUACCAACCACACGACUGCAGCCCGGCCUGUGUCCCCCGGCUGCCCGCUCACGCUGACCGCUUCCUGGGUCACAACCCAUUACGAGUGCCAAUGCUGUGCCAGUUUCAGCGCCAGUGCGCCCGGAUCCGUGUGUCUGCAGAGCUGAAUGACCACCCAUCGGAAUGUCAGGACGGAGACGUGCUUUAUAAAGCGCCAUGUGGGCGGAGUCUGCGCUCGACGGAGGAUGUGCUGCACUUCCUGUUGCAGUCCAACAGUCUUGGCAUUCUGCAGCCGGACAAUUUCACAUUUAACCCGCAGAUCGUCCCAGAUCAUCAGGCGCUGUCACAUGCACUCGCUGGAGUUGCUCCGGCGGUCCUGAUGGAGCGAGACCUCAGCCGUGGCAUCGAACCGGUUCCCAUCGCGCUGUUUAAUGACGUCGACGGGCUUCGGCCGAAAGAGUUUCGCUACCGUAAAGACCGUUGGCCGCAUGGCUGCUUCCUCAGCGCAGCUCCGUUUUUCUCAGCGUGCUGCGACUGCACAGACGGCUGCGCAGACGUGCAGACCUGCGCUUGUCUUCAGCUCACUCUCAAAGCAGAUGCACAUUCAUACAAACACCUGCGGCUGAAUGAGGCUGUCCGGACGGGGUUGUUUGAGUGCGGCCCGUGGUGCGGAUGUGAAAAGAGUCGCUGUCAGAACCGCGUGGUUCAGAGAGGACUGCGCGUGAGGCUGCAGGUGUUUCGUACGGUUGACCGCGGCUGGGCCGUGCGUUGCCGUGACGACCUGGACAAGGGAACCUUUGUUUGUAUUUAUGCAGGUGUGGUGCUCAGACUGGAGCAGAAUGUGGAGGAGCCGGCCGCUCCUAAGAGCCGAGAGCUUGUGUCGGAUGAUGAAGUGGAGGUGGUGGAGGAGUGGACGCUUCCCUCAGGUGUGAAAGAGACCGUCACAGAGACUCUGGACCGCUCGCCGCCGCUGUAUGUUCCUGUGAUUCAGAGACCGGCCGAUCAGCCCGCACAGAGUCUGGAAACCGACGGACCGCACGCUUCACACAAGGACCAGCAACUGUUAACCGUUACAUUGCCAGACUGCAGUGAGACAGAGCCGUGUGAAGAGGUUUCGAGGAAGAAGCCCAGAUUAACUGAAUCAAACGGACUCAAUGACGGCACUGAGAAAACAACAGACACGCUAAAUAAACUCAGUCAGAUCUGUGGCGAUGAUGUUUAUUACCUCGAUGCUUCUAAAGAAGGAAACGUGGCUAGAUUCAUUAAUCACAGCUGUGAUCCAAACCUGUUCAUCCAGAACGUCUUUACUGACACACACAAUAAGAAAUUCCCCAUCGCUGCCUUCUUCACAAACAGGAUGAUUAAAGCUGGAACUGAACUGACCUGGAACUACAGUUACAAAGCAGGAAGUGAGCCUGAUCAUGAGCUGCCCUGUCGCUGUGGGAACAGGAACUGUCAGGAGGUUCUCAUCUGAACCACGCCGCAGCGUUUGAUGUGGCAAUCGUGUUCAAUGUUGUGCAUUUGGUCAACUUUGACAUAUACAGCUGCUGUCUGGAGGGUCUUUUGGUUUGUUUGAUCUGAAACAGAUAUUGAAAUAAAAUUCAAACAUGUUAAAUAUU